CACUCUUCCGCCGAGAGAAACAAAGAAACAAUUAAAGUGCAGACCGCAAGGCGGAAGGAAGUGCUUACCACAAGUGAUCCCCCACCUCCGGCGCCAAGUUGCAUGUUGGAUUGUGCCACAAACUUUUAGCCAAGUUCCCCCCCAAAUGCCCCUACACCUUCCCCUCCGUGUAAAAUGAAAGCAGACAACUUCUUCAAGUACGGCGCCCCUUUGUACCAACCGAAAAGUACCCGGAGCACCCAGAACCAACCGCAAGUCCAAGCGGGCAACAUCAACUUCGGCCAUCUGACAUCGUCCUCGCUGCUGACGAGCGACGACCUGCGGCAUCUCACCCAGCAGCGGUGCACAGGAUACUCGGACAGGGAGAGCCUCGCCAGCGUGAGCAGUGCGGGUGGCCGGAUUAAGAGGCGAUCGAGAAACUUCCCGAUGAAGUCCUCCAAGGGGGGCAUCAGCAAGAAGAGCAAGACCAUGGAUUACACCAACUAUGCCUACAAUGAGGCAGUGGGUCGCCUCAAGGUGAUGCUGGCGGAUAACUCCUAUGUGGCACCUAAGUUAGGAGGAGGAGGAGGAGGUGUGUCUUCCUAUUUGCGCAACUUCAACGAGGAUUCUGGAGACAACUUCUCCGACAACCUAUCGGUCAUUGAGCGUCCCGUCUUCUCGGACAUUUCCAAGUACUUGUCGCCCAGCCAGAAGUCGCGGAUCAGCUCGUAUCGCCCCAAGAAGAGCUAUACCUUGGGGUAUCUCUCGGCUUCCAAGGAGAACCUGGCUUCCACUCCGGCUCUCUACCCGAGCUCCUCGAUUCCUCCAGCUGCUCCUCUUCCCGCCGACAGUGUUCCGGCUCCCGUGGAGAUCUUUAGCUUUAUCGAGAAGCAGGAGGACUACAUUGAGCAGCUGGAAAAGGAGUCCAAAUACUGUCGCAAUGAGUUGACUAAUCUCUUGGGUAAAGUCAAGGAUGUGAUCAAUGAGAACGAACAGCUGACGGAGAAUGCUCGAUCGGAGUUGGUGGCUCUGGGUUCUGGGAAGUCGCAGCCACCUAUUACCACUACAAGUCCGUCCUCGGACAGCGAUGAGCAUCUGAUGUUCGCCAGUGGACGUAAGACCCCUUCGACUCCGAGAAAAAGUACUUGUAAGGCACAGGUUCAGAGUCCUCGCUAUGCGAGUGCUCCAAAUAUUGUCUACGAGGCCAGGAUUAGCGAACUGGAAGCCGAGCUGAUGCAGGCCAGCAUUGAUUUAAGGCGUCUGAGGACCGAAAACGAGGAGCUUAAGCGGAAACUGGCCCACACCGAUCCUCUAACUACAGUGGCCACUCUAACUGGAGGAACUAAUUGCGAGUUGCAUCGCAAGCAGCUGGAAAACCUGCAGCAGGAUAAGCUGACUCUGGAGGAGAGUGUUCGCCACCUGCAGAGACUCCUGGAUGAGGCCAAGGCCCAGGGACAGGGAAGUGCCUCCUCCAAGCGCUACAUCAGCGAUCUGGUGCAAAUGGAGCGCUCCCAGGCGGAGCUGGAGGUGCGUCACCUCCGCGAUGAACUGGAUCGCCAGCACGAGCGGGUCCGGGAGCUGCAGCACGAGAUGGCCAGGCGGUUGGCCGAGGAGCGGGCCAGUGCCGAGAGGAGGUACAACAGCCAGGUGGAUCAGUUGGGCGGCGAUCUCAGCUGCCAGUGGGAGCAGGUGGCCAAGCUGCAGUUGGAUCUGGAGCGUCAGAAGCGCUAUGAAACCGAUCUCAAGCGGGAUGUGGCCAGUCGCAAUUCGCAGAUUGAAGAGCUGAAAAUGGAACUGAGAGCCAAUAGGACCACCUUCCUGGCGGACAUGGCACAGGUGAAUGCCGAGAAGCAAUCCCUGGAGCAGGACAUCACCUCGCUGCGCCUGCAGUUGGACCGGGCUGCCAGGGAGACCAAGACGGAGGCGGCUCGUCUCAACGCCGAGAUCAACUCGCUGAGGCAGCGCCUGGACCGCGGUGAUGCCGAUCUCCUGCACUCCAAAAGGGAGGUCCUGCGGCUCAACGAUGAGAUAGCCAAUCUGGAGAAGGAGCUUGCUUAUGGGGAGCUAAAGAACGAGAUACGACCCACCAAGAAAGAUCUGGACAAGCGGAUCUCGGAGAUGCAGGAUAAGCAUGCGGGAACGGUAAAUGAGCUUGAGGAAAUGAUAACAUCUCAGAAGCAACUCAUGGAUAAACUGACGAACGAGUGCAAGACCUUAACGGGCAAAUUAGAGGAUACGACCUACAAGCACAAUCUGGAGAAGCAGCAGUUACGAGCCACAAACGAGCAGCUGAUGUCUCGCCUCCUUCAAAUCUGGGGCAAAUACAAAUCACAACUGCCUGUGCACAAGGGAUCCCCGGAGCUGAGCUCCGAGGAGUUGCGAGAGGAGCACCCCAUAGAAUCCUCGAUGCCGCUUACGACUACCAGGCAGCGACAUAUGGCACCCCAAUCGAACCCAUACAAAGCACCCCACAACCACACAACAGCGCCGGCGAUGAAGACUAUACGAGCGGAGGUCUUGGCCUGGCCGAUGGAGCAAGUGCAUCCGCCUCGGCAGCAGCCACCACAGCAGCCAGCAUUGCAGCAGGAGCAGCUGCAGCCGCAGCAGCAGCAGCAGCAGCAGCAGCAGGAUCAGCUGUCUCAGGUCGCAAGAGCAGCAUCGCCGACUAUGGACUCCAGGAUAACGAUGACGAGAAUCUCAAGGACAACCUUGGCCUGGGCGAGAAGCAGCAGCAGCAGCAGCAGGAUCUCGACAGGCAAAGGGAGCGGGAGGAGCGUGACCGGGAGCUCCAGCAACUCCGCGAGCAGCGGGAGAAACGCGAAAGGGAACGUGAGCGGGAGCGGGAACGGGAACAGGCCGAGCAACUGCAGCAGCAGCAGCAGGCGGAGCAGCAGCAACAGCCACAACAGCAACAGCAGCAACCAUCGCUGGCCGAGAGCAACAUCGCCAACGCAGGAAGCGCCAACCUGGCCGCCUACAACACCGAUUACAGUGCCUACGAUCAGCAGCAGUACGAUGCAGGAGCCUAUGACCCCAGUGCCUAUGGCCAGCAGCAGUACGAGGGUCAGCAGUACGACUACGGGGAUUCGGGAGCAGGCUACGACUAUGGAGCCACUGACUAUGGACAGUCUGGAUACCAGUAUGACGCCACGCCAGGAGGCACCGCAGCCAGCAGUCAGCCACAGCCACAGUCCCAGUCCCAAUAUCAAACACCAGCUGCCCCCCAGCGAGUGGCCACGGACUACAACAGAUCGCCACCGCCGUUGGCAGCGGCCACAGCGGGCAUCACAUCUCCGCCAGCAACGGGCGGAGGAGCAGCAACUGGUGGAGCUGGAGCAACAGGAUCCCCCGGAGCAGCAGGACCAGCUGGAACACCCUUAUCCGCAACGGGCCGACCACAAUCGCGCCCGGGCAGUGGAGCUGUGGGGUCAGCAGCUUCUGCUGGAGCAGUCAGCGGCGGAAAAUCCAAUCUGCCACAACAGCCUGCCGCGUCAGCCGCCGGCAAGAAGUAGCUGGAGUCCCGAAUGCGAGGAUCGCCUGACGCUGGAGUGCUCCAUCAGUAGUCCCAGCCUGAUGCGCUCCUCCAACGAUGAGACCUGCUCGGAGCUGGCCGAUCUCAGCGAGACCUUCUUGGUGCUGGGGGAAGCUUCCCAGGAGGAUGAUAGCCUAUCCCCUGCCCACACCACCAUCAUCACGGCCAGGAGAUCAAGUGCUCCGGCCGUCGUCCAGCAGAGGGACAUUGCCAACGAGACAGUCACCAUCGAGCGCCAUCUAGAAGCACCCAGUUCUCCAGCAACAGUUUCUUCAGUCAACCUACGUACUUCUACUCAUGUGUUCCAGAAAUAAUCAACCAAAGG
Molecule: messenger RNA, 3836 nt
Organism: Drosophila subpulchrella
Lineage: Eukaryota; Metazoa; Arthropoda; Insecta; Diptera; Drosophilidae
Product: serologically defined colon cancer antigen 8 homolog
Exons: 7
Coding region: 175-3825 (1216 amino acids)
Biological process (GO): tube formation; neuron migration; establishment of cell polarity
Cellular component (GO): centrosome; centriole
Source: RefSeq, a predicted model, not a curated record